Molecule: messenger RNA, 4087 nt
Organism: Ceratotherium simum simum (southern white rhinoceros)
Lineage: Eukaryota; Metazoa; Chordata; Mammalia; Perissodactyla; Rhinocerotidae
Gene: GPR173
Product: G protein-coupled receptor 173
Biological process (GO): G protein-coupled receptor signaling pathway
Cellular component (GO): plasma membrane
Molecular function (GO): gonadotropin-releasing hormone receptor activity
Source: RefSeq, a predicted model, not a curated record
CUGUCUCUCUGUGUCUGUGUCUCUCCCAUUACCCCCAAUUGCAGGUGCAGCCCAGCAGGACAACUGAUGGAGUCCCCCAGGGCCCAUCAAGUACUGGACUGGCUGACCCCAUAGGGUUGGGAACAGCCCCUGCCCCUCAGUAUGGCCAACACCACUGGAGAGCCUGAGGAGGUGAGCGGCGCACUGUCCCCGCCAUCAGCAUCAGCUUAUGUGAAGCUGGUGCUGCUGGGACUGAUCAUGUGCGUGAGCCUGGCAGGCAACACCAUCUUGUCCCUGCUGGUGCUCAAGGAGCGUGCCUUGCACAAGGCUCCUUACUACUUUCUGCUGGACCUGUGCCUGGCUGACAGCAUACGCUCUGCCGUCUGCUUCCCCUUUGUGCUGGCUUCUGUGCGCCACGGCUCCUCAUGGACCUUCAGUGCACUCAGCUGCAAGAUUGUGGCCUUUAUGGCCGUGCUCUUUUGCUUCCAUGCAGCCUUCAUGCUGUUCUGCAUCAGCGUCACCCGCUACAUGGCCAUCGCCCACCACCGCUUCUAUGCCAAGCGCAUGACACUUUGGACAUGCGCAGCUGUCAUCUGCAUGGCCUGGACCCUGUCUGUGGCCAUGGCCUUCCCACCCGUCUUUGAUGUGGGCACCUACAAGUUUAUCCGUGAGGAGGACCAGUGCAUCUUUGAGCAUCGCUACUUCAAGGCCAAUGACACAUUGGGCUUCAUGCUUAUGUUGGCUGUGCUCAUGGCAGCCACACAUGCUGUCUAUGGCAAGCUGCUCCUCUUCGAGUACCGUCACCGCAAGAUGAAGCCAGUGCAGAUGGUGCCAGCCAUCAGCCAGAACUGGACAUUCCAUGGCCCUGGGGCUACUGGCCAGGCUGCUGCCAACUGGAUUGCUGGCUUUGGCCGUGGGCCCAUGCCACCAACCCUGCUGGGUAUCCGGCAGAAUGGGCACACAGCCAGCCGGCGGCUGCUGGGCAUGGACGAGGUCAAGGGUGAAAAGCAGCUGGGCCGCAUGUUCUAUGCGAUCACACUGCUCUUCCUGCUCCUCUGGUCACCCUACAUUGUGGCCUGCUACUGGCGAGUGUUUGUGAAAGCCUGCGCCGUACCCCACCGUUACCUGGCCACAGCUGUUUGGAUGAGCUUCGCCCAGGCUGCCGUCAACCCGAUCGUCUGCUUCCUGCUCAACAAGGACCUCAAGAAGUGCCUGAGGACUCAUGCCCCCUGCUGGAGCACAGGAGGUGCCCCGGGUCCCAGAGAACCCUACUGUGUCAUGUGAAGCAGGCUGGUAGGCAGACAGGCAGGAAGGUCACCAUGAUGGGGCCACCUGAAAGGGAGAGGUGCGGCCCCAUACAGGAGCCUUUCUUUCUGAGCUCCAGACCCAGCCCCUCGAACCACCUGGAAUCUAGGCACCUUUGCCAACACCUCCCCAGGGUUGGGGACCGGGUGGGGGUGGGGGACUGGGAAAAAGGCAUUUCUAGUUCUGUGGGGCCUGUCUCAGCCACCUCCUUCUCCACUUCUACAAUCUCUCUCCUUUUCUCUCUCUCUCUCUCCCCCACCCCCAGAAGUGACAAUUCAGAAAAAGAAAAGAAAACUGAAAAUGCAGGUUUUUCUACUAAUAGCUGAGGAGACAGGCUUUCUUGCUUUAAUGUCUCUCCUUCUGACAUUGUCCAGAAAGGGGAAAUUUGUCCUGUAAAAUAGACUUCCAGAGCUCUUAUUGCCCCCUCUGCUCCCAUGCACCCACCCCUUCCAAGUCCUUUAGCAAGGUCUGGAUGUCUAGGGAGAAAUUGGUAUGCUGGCAAGAGGGAUCAAGGGGGGUGCUGGGUCCCCAAGGAGCAGGGAUGUUGAAUUGCUAUGUUGUGUGCAAUGUUGUUUUAGGCUAACCCUGGUCCCAAGCCCAGUCUCCUCUCCCUCCCCACCAUGUCCAGACCUCCCAAGUGUUUCUUGAGUAUGUGUUUGAGAAGCCAGGAGAGGAGGGAGAAGGGCCCCUGGGAUGAGCCCAGGCUAGGUGAAAAGCAGGAUGUGAGCUGCAUGCCUCGAGCUGAAGAGACCUGAGCUUGACUGCAUUCUCUUGAGCUGCCUCCUGGAUCCCUGGCCAACUCUUCCUGAGAGUGGAAAUCCACUCCAGCCCCACUAAGGCUGAUGUGGGUGCCAUACAGGCAGGAGCAGCACCCCCAGGGAAGUGUAGGGAGAGAACCAAACACCCCAGAGUAGCUGGAUCCCAGAGCUUGGGGUCAGAGUGAAAUUCAAUCCCAGAAUUGUCUCCUGGGUUCACGCUACUCUCCUGAAGAUGAAAAUUCUUUUGGGGCCUUGGUAACUCAUAGUGGUGUAAGCUCUGAGGCAUUGUGGACUUGAGUCCAUUCCUAUCUGACCUCUUUUUGUCCUCCUCAAGCCUCAGGGGCCUCAAGCCCCUCCCUGGUAGCCCUUGACCUUCUGGGUCCUCAGUCUCCAAAUCCCUUCCCCCAGACAGCUCUUCUCCCCCUUCCUCCCUUCAACCUUACCUCCACCCAAACGGGAGCAGACUUCAGCCAGAUUCUCCAGGUGGGAAAUCCCAAGCCUCCAUCCCGGGGCAGAAUCCACUCUGGGCUCACGUCAAGGCCAGUUCUUGUGGACUGGUGAGCCAAGUUGGCAUUCCUUUGCCCAGUCUUGCCUGGGUUCUCUGUCCCUCUCUCAUUUUCGGGGGGAGGGGAAGAUCUAUAUUUAUCCUCCCCCUUUUCCCUUCCCUAUAGAAGCCCUUGUCCUAAGCUCCUUCCCUACCCCAGGACAGUCCCAUAGCUGGGGAAGCCUUGAGCCAAGAGGAAUGGGGAGGGCACUCUAGGCAGGAGAGACAUUAAUGAGCCUGGCUGUGGAGUGGCCCUGGAAAUGCAGGCCAGAGUGGCUGAGAGGCUGGGGGUGGGAGGGUACCUGUUCUCUCAGUGAUAGUGAUGGGGUGCCUUUCCCAGGGGGUGGGGCGGGGGAACCACAGGGGUGGGGGUAGAUAGGGUACAUUCAGGAGGGUUUUCCUCCAUUUCUUUUUUCUAACUGCCUGGAUUCACCAUUGGAUUUUGUAAAUGGAAAACUGAAAUGAACAGUGCUAUAUUGGAUGUUUUCUCUUUCUGCCUGUGUGUGUGUGUGUGUGUGUCUGUGUGUCUGUGUGUCUUGUGUGACAUGUGGAGAGGUAUGGCCGAGUGAGACAGUGUGUGUCCGUGUGACUUUGUGUGGGGAAGCACCUCUGCCUGGCACACCCAUGUGAGCAAAUGCCUGUAUGUGGAGACAUAUGAUGCAUGCGUGCACACACAUACACCUGUGCACCUAACUGAAAGGAGACAAACUAGAGCAUGUGCCUGUGGCAGGAAGUAGAGUAGUCGGAGAGAUGGAACUUGAAAACUGUACGUAUGUAUGUAGCAAUAGGUAGACUCCCACCUCAUAAGAUCUUCCUCCCUUGUCCCAGGCUCUGAACAUGGGGGACAGGAUGCUUGAGAACCCCACCUCUUCCCACAGCCUGGAGCCCCCAGGUACCACUCCCAACUCCUGUAUCAGUCUCCUCUCCAAAACCCAAACAAGGUGUUGCUGAAACUGGACCACCAUGAGGAUCAAACCUGGGGGAAAUUGAUGGGGUUAGGAAAUGCCCCCCACAAAGUAAUGGCUUCUGGAGGGAUUGCUCAGUUUGCAGCGGGAGCCCUUCCCAAGGGUCCACUGUAUAUAGCUGGGACUUUGAUAAGCUUUGACUAAAUUCAGGGGGAGGGAAAUGUCACAGGGGGAAAACACUCAAGCCUGGAAGUCUACCCAGCCAGCCUGCUCCCCAGGCACUCAAUUACUUUACCAUUUGUUUACUUAUUCUCUCAGGUGCACAGAAUUGAGCUGACCUUACUUACUCCUCAGUUCUUGGCACACUAUAUCAUCAUUAGUCCAUGAGAGGCCCUUUUCUUUAUUUUGUUUUAGUUUGUCCCCUUCAUCACCCAUCCCUGAUCCCAUCCCCCCUCCCACAUAGGCACCUACUCUCCUGUAUUUAACUUACGUCCUUCCAAUCCACCGUUCAUGUGUUUAUUUACAUAUAUGUGUAUCUGUGAAAAAUAUAUGGUAUUGUUGUGUUUUUAUUUACAUAAACAGUAUUGUACUAUAAA